CAGCAUUUCCAUUUUAUUUCGUGUAGGAGUACUCAUUUAUUUUAUCAGAAAGCCCCCCCAACCAUACCAUAUUUUGUUUGUUUCCUUCCCUUGAGUUGAAUAGAAGCGACCGCAGCAUCGCUGCUUGUAGUUGACUCGUCUAAUAGUAAUAAAUGCUCUUGUUUUUUUCAUACAUGAAGACUCACACGAUCAUUCGGCUCCUACUUCCACCUGACCAGGUUGUGAUGUCAUACUUGGCAACAUAUUAAGAAAACCCGACCUUGGCAACAUAUUAAGAGUGUCGUCGUCCUCUGUGUCAUCUGGCAACAUGUUCUUGCCCGGUUUUUCGACGGACGAUGAGCAGUGGGCGGCAGCCGCAGCUGCGCAACAGGACCCUCGACUUCUUGAGUCCUCCGGAUCAGAUUCAGACUGGGACCCCGGGCUGCGAAGUGUGAGUGGUGUGUUGGAUGUGUACGCGAAGAUUGCGGAUUUCGGGGUGGCAAUCCUGGAUGUCCUGGUCCUCCAGCACAUUCCGAAAGACCACCCGAAGCUAGCCCCCAUCGACGACGAGGAUGACAGUUCGGAGGACUCGUUCUCCACCUCUUCGUCGAUGUUGGAGCGCCGAGCGUCCUUCGAGUUGGACUCUCCGCCCGAAGACGUGUACGAAGAGGAGGAUGCUGACGAGCUGCAGAACUUUUAUCAGGACGCCGAGGCCCAACAAGAACAGCUAAAGCAAGUGCAGCAAGGUGGAGCUCUUGUUUUGCCACUCCCGAGCCCCUCAGCGCUACAGGACCAGGAAGUACUUCUAAUGAACAAAGGUGGAAAUAACUAUUGCGAGGUGAACGACGGUGUUAAGAAGUCGGUGCAGCAUUCGCGCGACCGUGACGGAUUGGAGGAGGAGGCGGUUAAAAAUGGGCAAGAAAGCAUUUUUUCCAAAAAAUCAUCGCCGCGGGAAAGCCAGGCCGAGGCCGAGAACAAUUCUGCUGUGCAGGAACUAGCGGACGUCGAGUCAGUCUCAGCCCUGCAAGAAGCGUCAUUCCUCGUAGAAGAUGAAGAGGGAGAAACCACUCCCCACAAUGGCGUGGCAACCAGUAGUCUGGCCGCAAACGUGGAUGAGACGGAAGAGUUGAGUCCCGUAACCAUCCGACAGUCUGUUCUUCAACAAGAAGAAGUCCUCGGAGAAGCUGAGCUGCAAGCAUCUGCUCCUCGCGAGUCGCUGGAAAGAAACAACGAGAUGAAGCCGAGUGAUGAAAACGAUGCCAGUCGCAACCAGAUGCUGGCGGAAGAAGGAGCGCGGAAAAGCCGCGUUUUGACCGCAGGGGCGGUGUUUGCCCGGACGCUGCUUGAGAAGCGCGCCCGGUCGCGCUCCGCGGGAGGCUUCAGCCCGAAGUAUGGAUACAUGACUUCUUACCCCCAUGGGACGGAUGAGCAUCAUCAAUUGCGUGAAUACAACUUCACUCUGAACGACACUGCACCGUCUGCGAUUAUAACACACCAAGCUGGUGGGAGAAGCCACCGGUCGCGUGCAGAUUCGAACUCACAGGUACUCCGAACAAAAGGCAGAAGCUUGUCGCUCGAUUUGUAUAAUGCGGCGGGGCCCUCGUCGAGAACGAAGGUAACCUGCAGGAGAGGGAAUAAGGGAGCGGCACGCUCGAGUAUGAUUGCAGAUAAUCAUGCUGGCAGCAAAACGACGAGCAACCACCAGCUGUCCAAAACUGAGAAGAGCAACCGGAGUUCGCCUCAACAGCCACCGGUCUUAGUACGGGAGAACCGAAAUAGUCCGGCCGUAGGACAAAAAUCCUCGUCUACUUCUCCGCUCCGAACCAAGAAGCCGCACGCGAAGAAGUCGUGGUGCCCUUAUCUCCUGUGCUGCUGCUGUCCGUCCGUGAUUUCGAGAGUGUGUGACUCGGUGGCGGCGGGCAUCGGUAACCGGGUCGCUGCGAUGCGAGGAGCCGUGCUCGGCGGCGUCUGUGACUUCUUUCUGCCGUUGCGGCACCGCCCCCUGCGGGACCGAGCGCCGAUAUUCGUGUGCAGCAGCUUGUUGGGAAUCAUCCAGACUGCAGCCCAGAUCGGACUUCUGGGUCCCAUCGGAUUACCCUUCCAGACUGUCUACACGCUGACCUGCAUCAGCUACUACCAAGGUACAGUGAUACAUAAACAGAUUAUACCACUUUCAUCAAACUGAAUUUCUUGCUCGAUUUCUUCUUUUUUUGAUGUUUGUCGUCUGAUGUCAAGUACAACUACCUUGGCGAUGUGUCGUGAGUCCUUAGAUAGAUUCCUGCCUUUCAAGAACUCCCAGCUCUGUAAUGUCAAAAGGAAAAGCGCAGUGAUAGAUAUAAACAUCAAAAACUCAACCACAGCCGUCGUAACGCCGCCUGGUUUCAUUCCGGAGAGUUGGUGGAUCGUGGGUCCCGGGGUGACGUUUGAGCGCAAGCGGAAGAAUGGGGACUACCGCUACUGCACGAUGGAGCGCGUUUACAAGCCGGACCGAGCGCACUACUGUCGGACGCAGCAGCGCAACGUGUUGCGCAUGGACCACUACUGUGGUUUCCUGAACAACACCAUCGGUAUCCGCAACCACAAGCUGUUCAUGCUGUUCCUGACCUAUGCCAGCUCCCUGUCCGCGUGGACGGCCUAUCAACUGCUCACCCGGGGCCCGGGGUUGCUGGCCCUCGCCACGACUGGCGCUGCUGGAGCAACAACGAGCGCCGUUGUAAUUUCGCCGGGGGGACUCCUAUUCCACGUCGGGACCACAGGUAUCGCGACCAUGGUGUCGUUUGGAGCGCUACCCUUCUGCGUGUUCACGAUGUGUCUGGCGGUCCGAAAUCAGACCACCAUCGAGUUCGUGGAAGGCAGUCGCGUCCUCACUCGUCGCCUCGCGGUGUGGGAGGCCCCGCUCGAGGUUAUCGCGCAAAGUAGCAAAAGUCCAUUUGGUGCGGGUAGUAUCGUCCAGAAAGAGUUUCUGCGGACCCAGCAAGUGCAGUUGAAUACACCCGCCUCGAGCGCGCUGGCACUGGCUGCGACGCCUGCGUCGGCGGUAUUGGUCCCGCCGAUGCUGGUGAACAAGGGCGACGAAGCGGCCCAGUUCAGCGACUUUCUCACGCCGAAGCAGAAAAUCAACGGAACUUCUGCUGCGUCGGAACUACGACCAGACAAUUGCAGUAACAGCCGCGUGGAGGUCGAAGAAGAGGACAGUUUGAUGAACACAAGCCGCACCGUCUUUGAAGACAGCACCCCAGCAGUUACUAGCCAGUCGCUGUUAGACUUAGACAACACUACGGCACCUCUGCUGGCAGAUAUUACGUCAAUUUCCCAGCAGCCGUGGGGCGGUUCGCCGGGCGCUAGCGGAGUAGAGAAGCAAGCUGCAGCUUCCAACAUGUUGGCCAAGAGUAGCAUGCCUUCUACCCAGGACGUGGUCGUGUUAACCGAGCCGACCGCGCCCGCUCCUUAUAUGGAUUGUAAAAAUGUCUGGGUCUGGAAGGUUGCACCUUGUGAUGCUAUGUUUCGACUCUAAAAAGAUUUGUAUUGCAUGACCAGCAAGAGGAGUCCAGUUUUUGCUACGUCGGGAGGGCAUUUGUCAUGCGGAAUAGGCAUCAGGAGGCCUUCUAAAAAUCUGUGAUGCUAGGUCCCGCAUUCCAGACCUCAUGGGUCAUGGGAAACCUGCAUGACAAACAUGCACUUUUCCAGACCCAGACAUUUUUACAUUUGAUACCUUACGCUGUGCACCCACGUCGCGCCGCACCUGGACGUCAGGCCACGUUUCUCUGCGAUGCCCCCUAUCCUGUGUAAAAACGUACCCACAGCCACACCAGAGUUGUAAUGCAAAUCUGCAUGCUGAAAAUGUUUCUCAUGCGGAGCCCCAUGAGAAGCGUUUUCUAGUCGUGUUUUGCAAUUUGUCAUGCUCCAAUCAGCAUGGUGUGCUAGAUCUGUGAUGCUGCUGAGCUAGCUCAAACAGCACUACACUACGAAUCCAAAUUUGUCAUGCAAAACAGCCAAAACUUGUGGAUUUGUCUAGCCGAUUCCCCAUCUUGACUAUGGUGUGGGUACGUUUUUACUCAGGAUACCCCCUACGGAGGCUUCAGUGCUUUUCACAACCUAAAGCUACUUUUUGGCCCAAGCUACUGGGCGUGGUUGCUGCCUGUGGAACCCUAUAACGGGGACAUUGCGCCCUCUGCAGGAACCUACUUUCCUGUACAUCCGUCGAAGGUGCAAAAACGUAUUCGCGCUGAAUAACGCACGAAGUAUCUGUAGCAGCUACGUGGUUCUCGUUCUCGCCGUUGGUUUUUUAUUCAAACGCAUACCACAGAAACAGAUGAAGAUCGUUGUCAUACAUACGCAUACUAUACAGACAUCAUACCCACAGCCACAGGCACAACUGCACAGAGACAUUAUUCAGGCAUCGUCGCGCUUUUCUGUUGAUCAGGAGAACCUUUUCUCAGCCACUGUCAAUGUUACAACGCCAUUCAUAUUCUUGCCCCACUCUCAGCGAGUAGCAGUAGAGCGACCUGCUGUAAUUUUCAAGUUUCCACUUUCUCUCUCGAGUGGAGCUCUUUAUUCCUACCUUUCAACGUGAACAAAGCUGCCCCAACGCGGAAUGGUGAAUGUCGAUAUGUACGAUGUUGAAAUAAAUGUUGAGUCUGGGAGGUACCACGACGCAGUUUCGAUCGAAGCACGCAAAGCGUGGGGAGCAAUGGAAAUACCAUGCAUUCCACGUCACGUAUUAAUUGUUCAACUGUUGUGCGAUUUUGAUGAAGAUCAGAGCGUUUUCUAAAAGAAAUUUUUCUGUAAUUUACGCGUGCGUGAGCGCGCCGCAGCGGGUGUAUUCAUAUCUUCUUUCUUCCGAACACACGAUCACGAAGAUGUUGCUGGUGGGCGUCAUCAACAAGUGCAACUCAAGAUCUAGCAGGCGACAAAAAA
Molecule: messenger RNA, 4896 nt
Organism: Amoebophrya sp. A120
Lineage: Eukaryota; Dinophyceae; Syndiniales; Amoebophryaceae
Source: the annotation of a GenBank genome assembly